GCUUUACUGAGAGGUGACACACCUCCGCUUAUAUUGUGACGACAGCACAGCGACCUGUCAAAAAUCAGCAAAGCCGGGUGUUUGGCUAGCAAUUUCGUUAUGAUACGAAUAUAAGAACAUGUGACUGAUAACUCGUUUCGUGCCUUGUCAACCAUGGAUAUCUUGCGUCAGAAGAUUAGGAUUAAUUAAUAUCAAAUGAAAAGACUGCGUUUGUAUACUUUUUGACAAAUAACUUGCUUCUGAGAAUUGACUGAUAUUCAAGUCUAAAAGGAACGCUCUUUGUUGCUGCAGAUUAUUUGCAAUUUUCUUCGAAAUCCGUAAAAAUGGAAGACGAAGAACAUGAAGAUUUAUUAAUUCGUGCGAGUAGUGACAACGAAGAUUUUACAGACAAUGAAGAUGCUUUCGCUUCUUCGAGGCGAAGUUAUCUGCAACACGAAAAUUUGUCCAGCUUGUGUUUCGAGCGUAUAAAAUUUAUUUGUUUAGGAAUUGUACUCGUCUUGUCUUCAACUGCCCUUUUAAUUCUCCUUCCUCUUUAUUUGGAGACAGUCAAUGUUUACAGUGAUGCAUAUACAAUGCUGGUGUUUAUUUGUUUUGUUACCACUGUCAUUAUACUUCUUAUGGGCUGUUUAUUGGGAAGAUUACUGAAUCAAUUGAAAGUUAUGUUGUCAAUUCCUUUCUCCUUGUCCAGAGUCUAUCGCUUUGGUUUGGCGUAUGGUCUCGGUGGAUUUUUACUUUUGUAUGCCGUGGACCGAAAAAGAGUGAUGUGUCAUCUUCAGGAUCCAAUUAAAGGGAUUGUUUUAGUAUUUUCUCUUGUGUACUAUUUUUUCUUCUGCAAAAAAAUGAUGGGCCUCCAACAAAUAUUUUGUUCCACAACCAUCGUUGUUGGUUUGUUUGUCAGUGUAGACUAUGGUUUAUGUGAUGAAUUUAGAUGUCGAGGAAAUGAACGAGAACAUCGAAGUGAAGAUGCUGGUUCAUGGAGUUGGCAAGUGCAUUCCCUGUGGACAGUGCUUUACAUUGUGGCUCUUGCUCUCUGGACCCUCCACAGCACACUUCUUGAGGGUUUCUUGGUGAUGCAGCAAGGAAUUCUCUACAUGGGUCCUGGGAGCUCUUUAUUAAGCACUGUUUCACGCUUGGUCUCCACUCGUGAUAGUAGUUCUUCCACCGUCCGACAUUCACGUCCAUUAUUACAGGCCACUGAGGAGGACGGGGACUUCUCCUCUUUGCCACAGAGUCAGUCAGAGCGAAACACUGCAGUACUCGACCAGCAUAGGCAGGUUGCCUAUAUGAAACCUCUUGUUAUCACAGGAUCCAGACCAUCUGCAAUAUCAAUUGCUCUGUGGAUACAUAUUGUCUCGCUUCAGUUGCUUAUUGCUUUGUGUUGGACUGACAUGAUACCCUCAUUUGGGAAGGGUUCUUCUGCCUCUGAAUUUUGGUCAUUUUUUACAUCUGGAUUUUUGUGUCAUUUUGGAGUACAGUCUAAUAAUGCUCACAAUGGCACAAAUAUGAUUUCAUUAGAAACUGAGACGUGUAAACAAAUGGCAUUGUAUGCUUGGCCUUUCAUAAUAUCAUACACGAUAUUUUCUCUCUCAUUUGUGCAAUUUUUGAUAAUUAGUGAAUCAUCAGUUUUCACUGUGGCCAUGACUACCGCUGCAUUGCCUCUCGGCAGCAUUUGGUGGUCCAUCUUUAGAAUGGCUCCUCUUGAGAGUACCAACCUACAAAAUCUCCUGCAGUGGUCACCAUCUGUUACUGGUGAACUUAUUUGUUCAAUAUUGGGGCUGCCCGUGGUUGUGGUGGGACUUGCAAUUUUAUAUAAAUCGCAUUUUCAAGAUAAUGUGUUGGGAAAACCUAUAGGAAGACUUCCAACAACAGGUGUUGCAUGAUCGAAACCUUCUUGUUUGGUAAUUGAUUUUUCGCUUUUCUUGGUGAUAGAAAAUUGUAUUCUUAUAAGAGAAAUAAUGUUAUGGUGAAUGACUUGUUUCAAGACUGAGCACCUCUUGGAUGAUCAAAAUAGAAAACCCUUGCCAAGACCCAAGUUUUGUUCGGUUUACUGUAUUUAAUUAAAUGACCCUAAAAUUUAUAGUAAAACUAGUCAGUUAAGAUAUUCAUUUUUAUUAUUAUUAGAGUCGUACAAUUUUGGCACUGGAUGAAUUGGGCAUCUUCAGUGGUUAGAAUCAGAUUAUUGAUCUGGUUCAGACUGGGCUGAACAAAACUCGAAACGUCAAAACAAAAGCAAUUAGCUCAAGUUCUCCAAGAUGCUAAACUGCACUACUAUUUGCAGUUUACCAAGUUUUUGCUAUAUCUAUAUAUUUGAAUCUACACAUUUUACAUAGGAAAAUUGGAAGAGGGGUGGUCUAAGUAAAAGUAAAUAUAAUAUUUAUGGAGGUUUUGUUGUGUCUAAUCUAAGUUAUACCUAAGAUAUUUUAGGUAACCAAAGGUAUAUAAAAAAUUGUUUCAAUGUGAACUUUGUGAAAAUAUCAUUUUCUAUUGUAUGGGUAUAUUGUUGAAGGAAAUUUAUGGCUAUAUCCAAAAUCUGUAUUGCAUUUUAUCAACUUGAUUACUUCUUGUAUAAGGAAACAAUGAAAAAAAUGAACAGAAAAUCUAGUAGAUAUAAUUGCUUUUAAAAAGAUCAUUUUAAUAGUAGAGUAUUGCCUAUCAUUCAGUAUUAUGAUAUGCAUUUUAUGCAAAUGCUCAUAGAGUUAAUGUAAUGUAUUUUGUAGAUGUCUUUUAAUGAAAAAAUACACUGUAACCUAUCUCUUGAUGUGAAAGUGUAGAAUUUAGUUAUUUAUAAGAAAUUCAAAAAAAUAUAAUGUAAUUUUGCUCUUUCCUUUAGAAAAUGUUAAAAUUAGUAGUGAACAUUUUUAUGGCAUGUGAAACUAUUGAAAUGAUGAAUUGCAUUUUAUUAUGUGCAUUGGUUUUACUCAUUGGGUACUCAAUGUGUAAACAUUUCUUGCCAACAAUAAUGAUGUUAGUACUACGAAAGGAUUUGAUGUUGUUAAUUAACUAAUUAUUGAAUGUUAAAAAAUAAUAUGAUGUCAAUGGUGCUUACAAAUUUCUUAAAACUACUAGGUUCUGUCUUCUUUUAUUCCCAAAGUUAAUAUUAUUUUGCUCACAAUUCACAAAAUUUUGCAAAACCUUCAUUAAAAUGGAAAGAGAUUGGCAUUAGUAAAAUACAUUUUUUUAAUUCUAAGUGUUGCAUGCUAAUCAUUAGCUAGUAUAAAUGAAUAAUGCACUUGUAAGUUUGGGUAUAGUAGAACAUCCAAAUUCUCUAAUCCUACUGGAAAUUUUGAUGGAUUCAAUGAAAUCUGUACAAGUACCUAUACAUAUUUUGAAUUUUUUAUUUUCCAUUUUAUCUAUGAAGUGUUCAUAUGAAAGAGUUUGCCUACUUACAUUACUGUACUCAAAUAAUAUGCAUAUUGAAUUGUUAAAUAUUACAUUAUAAAUAUUAAAUUAUAUUCGAAUGAUUGAACUAAAGACUGGAGAGAUCCUCCGAACUUGGAUUAAGAAAAGGGUAGAGAAGAAGCAGGAGCAGAAUACAAAAGGGAAGAAGAAUUAGAAUUUUAUAAUAUGUAUUGUUGUGACAAUGGGACCAAAGUUAGGUCUUAUU
This is a messenger RNA of Gryllus bimaculatus (two-spotted cricket), 3604 nucleotides long. The record is from the annotation of a GenBank genome assembly. Lineage: Eukaryota; Metazoa; Arthropoda; Insecta; Orthoptera; Gryllidae.